ACGUUACCUUGAACCACGAUGAAUAAUGUCAUAACUGUUCUUUUAUUUCCUGUUGUAUUUUCACGAAAAGAGAUAAAGGAAAUGGAAUUUAUAGGGUUAUUAUUAAUAAUGUGCAAGUAAUAAACUUUACCCUCCCUGUGUCACAGAAGUCAGAUAAAGUCCAACUGGUUAUAAAGAGAGAGAGAGUAAAGUUCAGUUUCAUUUCUAGUUCCUGAUUUCAGUGAUGGCGGCUGCUGAUCUGAGAGACGAGCUGAGCUGCUCCAUCUGCCUGAGCAUUUAUACUGAUCCUGUAUCCCUGCCGUGUGGCCAUAACUUCUGCCGGGGCUGUAUUGGGACAACAUGGGAAUGGCAGAAGAGCAUAAAGAAAGAUCCUUCCUGCCCUGAAUGUAGAAAGAGAUUCAGUAGGAGACCUGAACUGACAACUAACUGGAAGCUGCGUGGCCUGGUGGAGAGAUUCUGUCCAACUGAACCUGCUUCCAUUAUGGAGAGAAAAUGUUCUGUACAUGACAAGGUUCUGGAGUUUUACUGUGGUGAGGAGUCUGUCUGUGUCUGUGUGUCCUGCUGUUUGGCCGGAGAGCACAGGGGCCACAGGGUGGAGCUGCUGAGUGAGGCCUCUGAGAAGAAGAAAGAGAAAGUGAGGAAAGUUCUGGAGAAACUGAGGCCAGAGAGAGAGGAGACUGAGAGAGGAGCCCAGAGACUGCAGGAGCGCAGGAGAGAAGUGGCAGAAAAAGCAGCCGGUGAGACAGAGAGAGUCACUGCCCUGUUUAGAGACAUCAGGGAACAGCUGGAAGCCCUAGAGAAGCGACUCCUGAGUGACAUCUCCAGCCAGAAAGAGAAGCUCUCACUCACACUCACUGAUCUGAUCCACCAGUUGGAAAUAAAGAAGGACGAGCUGUCCAGGAAGAUCCGUCACAUUGAGGAGCUGUGCAACAUGGCAGAUCCACUCACUGUCCUACAGGAACGGGAAUCACAUGGAGCUGAAUUUUGUGGGGCUGAGGGGGCAGAUAAUGAGGGCGGAGGGAAAUAUGAAAAAAUUUUCUCAUUUUUUUCUUUUUUUCUGCCUUGGGCAAUGAGAAAAAAAGAACACACAGAUACAGAGAUGUUACAGAGCAGAGAUGAUAUAAAGGUCCCUGCUGUAGGGGAUCUGGAUGUGGAUCUGAUCUCAGAGACAUUACUCACAGGCUUAGCUGCCAUUGUGACUGGGGUAAAGGGAAAGUGGAUCCCUGGGCAGGGGGCUACAGACCUGUUACUGGAUAUAAACACGGCUCAUAAUCUUGUAUCUGUAUCAGGGGACAGGAAAUCUGCUUCCUUCUCACUCACAGACCAGCGUCACCCACAAACCCCAGAGAGAUUUCAGUUGGUUCCUCAGACUUUAAGCAGCAGGAGUUUCCCCUCAGGGCGACAUUACUGGGAAGUGGAGGGCAGUGAAUCAGAGAUCUGGGGGGUAGGGGUGACCUAUCCCAGUAUAGAGAGGGGAGGGGAUCAGUCCUGGAUUGGGAAUAAUAACAAGUCCUGGUGUUUGUGGAGAUGGAAUAAUAAAUAUACAGUGAGACAUGACAGUAAAGACACACAGUUACCCGACGUCCCUUCCUGCAGGAGAAUCAGGAUCUCACUGGACUAUGAGGCCGGACGUCUGUCCUUUUAUGAGCUGAGUGAGCCAAUCAGACACUUACACACCUUCACUGCCACAUUCACUGAGCCCCUUCAUGCUGCAUUCUGUGUAGGGUGGGGUGCCUCUGUGAGAAUCAUUAGUUAGGGCAGGAAAGCCAUUCAUGUCCUAGUGAGAACAGGAGAGGAAGAAAGUGCAGGAGACAAUGACUGGGUUGCCACUUUAAUAACAUUAUACCAUUAAUUACAUUUUCAAAAACAUUAGAGUAUUUGUCUGUAUUCCAUAACUAUCUCUGUCUCUUCCCAAUCAUUUGACAUUCUUCCUUUGUACUAAGUGUCAGGUCAAGUGUCCUACUCCCCCUAUACACAUACAUGAAUGAGCUCACACACGUCAACAAUGGGGCCGGAGGGGAAGG
Messenger RNA from Xenopus laevis (African clawed frog), 2024 nucleotides. RefSeq names its product E3 ubiquitin-protein ligase TRIM39-like. The record is from RefSeq and is a predicted model, not a curated record. NCBI's taxonomy places the organism in Eukaryota, Metazoa, Chordata, Amphibia, Anura, Pipidae. The coding region runs from base 224 to 1756 and encodes 510 amino acids. The transcript has a single exon.